This is a messenger RNA of Drosophila grimshawi, 1487 nucleotides long. RefSeq lists its product as uncharacterized. The transcript has 4 exons. NCBI's taxonomy places the organism in Eukaryota, Metazoa, Arthropoda, Insecta, Diptera, Drosophilidae. The record is from RefSeq and is a predicted model, not a curated record. The coding region runs from base 21 to 1487 and encodes 488 amino acids.
CUAAAGAGUUUUUAGCAAUUAUGUCGCCAAAAGCACCAGAAACAAUAUUUAAUGCGAGUAUUAAGCUACCGGAGUGGCUGAAGGCAGAUCUUUUUGAUAACGUGCUAAAAGAUAGCUUUAAAGAUUUCAAGGCAAUAAAAGAGUUUAAGGCGGUGCCCGGCACAAACCCUGGCGAUAAUUAUGCCACGGUUGUGCUCCAAAUUAAAAUAGUUGUGGAACUGAAAGAUAACACAACUGAAUCCACUACGUUCAUGCUGAAAAUUCCACAACAGACGAAGGCAUAUCAAGAAGCCUUUGGGAAGAAUACGUUUAGCAUCUUUGAUAUGGAACGAGAGAUGUUUACGAUAUAUGUCCAAGAGUUUAAACAGCUUUAUCGGAAUGUUGGCCUAGAUAUUGAGUUUGGAGCCAAGUGCUACAAGCUAGAUAUUCCAUAUGAACAUGUACUGCUAGAGGAUCUAAAGCGCAAAGGAUUUCAACCCGCUAAUCGUCAGGUAGGCCUCGAUGAGGAGCAUACCCUUGAUGUGCUCACAAAACUGGCUCAGUGGCAUGCAGCCUCGGCUGUCCGGGUAGCCACAAUGGGUCCAUAUCCCAAACAUGUAUCGGAGGGCAUUUUCAAUGAGGAUGGAAAAGACUUCAUACGCAAAAUGUCCGAUGAUAGAUUAAAGUACUUGCUCAAGUCCUUUGCCACAAUUGAAGGCCACGAAGCGUACUAUGAGGAUUUGAUAAAUAUGGAGGGUCACAUAACAGAAAAUGUUUUGGAUGUCGCCGCUGUUGAUCCAAAAGAGUUCAAUGUGUUGAAUCACGGUGAUUUCUGGCUGCCCAAUUUAAUGUUCCUCUAUGAUCCAAGCUCAGGCAAAUUACUAGAUUCCUAUUUGGUCGACUAUCAAAUGUGUAAAUAUGGAAGCGUCGCCAUUGACUUGCUUUAUUUCCUGAUAUCCUCUCCCCAACUGGAGCUUAAAGUAAGCAAAUUCGAUUAUUUUGUUAAGCAGUACUACGAUCAGCUGAUAAAACAUCUGAAAAUAUUGAACUACACUAAAGCGCUACCCAGUCUUAUUGAUAUACACAAAACUCUGCUGAAGGCUGGCAUUUGGGGAUUUUUGGCAGCUUGCGGUGUUAUGGCUGGAUGUUUGUUGGAACCCACUGAAAUAGCCAGAUUUGAUAAUUUAUAUGCCGAGACGCCCGAGGGAGAUCAAUUGAGAACUCUUUUAUUUUGUAGCAAGGUCUACAAGGAGCAUAUUAAGGUUGUUCUUCCUUGGCUACAAAAUCGCGGUGCUCUCCAAUGUCGCAUUAAAACCCACAACCGAUUCGACUGCGGCAACGAAAUAACAAUAAAUGACGAAAUUAAGAUAACAAUAAAAAGCUUGAAGAGCUUUAAGCUCAUGCCAAGAUUUUUGUACAUAUAUAACCCGGUUAGUUGUGAAAAGCUCAACAGAUGUGCUAUGGAAGGCACGCUGCCUACAACUGAAUUUUCUGUGUUUAUAUUUUAA